Octodon degus (degu) is the source of this 6207-nucleotide messenger RNA. RefSeq names its product mucin 4, cell surface associated (gene Muc4). Gene Ontology annotation, biological process: cell-matrix adhesion. The record is from RefSeq and is a predicted model, not a curated record. The transcript has 25 exons. Lineage: Eukaryota; Metazoa; Chordata; Mammalia; Rodentia; Octodontidae. Bases 87 to 5834 code for a protein of 1915 amino acids.
GGUGGCAGGCAGCAGGCACAGCCGCUGUUCAUUCCUCACACUGCCACUUCUGUGCUGCGCAGCAGCAGCCGAGGAUUGCGUGGAGCAUGAGGGCGGCGCCGUGGGCCGGGGACCUCUGGGUGCUCCUGAGCUACCUGUGCUGCUGCCUCCUGGCAAAUAACACAACAGCAACAAUAUCACAGUCUCUGCUGACCCAAGGAGACACCACUGCAGCAGGAGGAAACGCACCACCACUCUCCAGUAUCCACAGCACACUUCCAACGGCAUCAGAAGUCCUCCCUGGGAUAAGUGCCACAGGUUCCUCUCCAGGAAGCACAGGGCAUGUGUCCCCGCCUACAACCGGAAGUCUCAUUCCCGUCACCUCAGGCACCUCAGUAACAACAGCUCUAAAUGGACUGUCAGCAGCACCAGCCUUCAGCACCUCAUCCCAGGACACAUCUCCAUCUCCUCAGGGCCAGCAGGCUAAAGGUGUGGAGACCACCAGAGAAUCUCAAGCCAGGAGCCUCACAGAAGUGACCUCGUCAGUUCCUCCGUCCUCCCCAAGUGGAAAUGCUCUGAUAGAGACAAUCUCUCAAGAAGUAUCCUCUCCAUUGCAAGCCGCCACCUCAUCUCCUUCCAAGGUCAGCAGCACACACUCCACGACAUCAACAGUAGACACCAAGACAGACACCACUCUACUCUAUUCCAUUCUUCCGUUCCAGAACAAUUCCCUGCCUAUAACUACACGUGUCACUCCUGUCAGCACAGGAGUCUCAAUGACAACUGUUUCAGGACAAUCAACAGCACCCUCAUCCAGUGACUUUCCUCAGAAUCAACAGAGUCAAAGCAUGGAGGCCACCAGAGAAUCUCCAGUGUGCAUCUGCACAUCUGUGACCACAACAACCCUUUCAUCUUCCCCACGUGGAAGCACUCUGGCAGUGACCCUCUCCCAGGAGCCAUCUUCUCCAGGUGCAUCAACCCUUUCCAGUGUCAGCAGCAGUACAUCUUCAAUGACAUCAGUAGGGGUCACCGGGACAGCCUUCACAGACUCCACUCCAGGAAACACAAGGGACACAUCCCUCCCUAAAACCAGAAGUCUCAUGUCCAUCACCUCAGGGCUCUUAGUAACAGCGGUAUCAUCCGGGUCCCCCAGUACUUCUGCGCAGGACACAGCCUCUUCUCCUCCCAACCAACCUACUCUGAGUACAGGUAUCACUACAGAAGCACAAACCAUCAAAUCUGUGGAUACAACUACCACUUCCUCACUCCCAACAAGGGGCACAAACAGUCCUAGAAGUGCUCUCCCAGGCCUGUCUACCUCUACCCCUGGCUCCUCCUCUACUUCCUUGACUGACAGCCACACAUCUCAAUCACCAACGGAAUUGCCCAUGGCUACCAAUCCUGACAGUACCCAAGGGACGACAGUGACAUCCGUUUUCAUCCACAACACCUUUUCUCCCACCGUGUCUGAUGUCUCAAAGACCGGCAGGCCCACUGAUCUACCAACCUCAACUUCUCUCAUUACCUCUUCUCAGGAAACAUCAGCUAUUUCUAAGAUGGUGCAAAGUACAGGAACCACCAGAGGACCUGAAAACAUCAGUUUCAGGACCACCAGUUUGGUCUCCUUGGUGACUGACACCCUCUCAACAGCCACAGUCCCACCUAUGUCCACUCCGAGUGGGCAUAUAUCUCCAGUAACCAAUACCUCCCACAUCCUGUCACCUUCAGGAACCACUAAAACCUUUCUCUCAACCCCAGUCAGUGACAGCCAUAGAACCCAGAGAACAGUGCCAAUUCUGUCAUCAUUGACAACUGAAGAGCCCCUUGUGAUGGGUCCCACUACACAGAGUGAUGUUGCUUCUCUUUCUCCUUCCUCAGUUUGGUCCACACGUAGAGAGGUUCUGACCCUAAGCCCAAGCUCAGUGGACCAUGAGAACCAGAGUACCAGUGUCUCUCCUUCUGCAAGUUCUGACCACAACCCCUUGCCAAAUACUUUCUCAGUGGGCACCUCAACCACAUCCACCCAUGAGUACCCUAAAAUUGUUCAGACAACACAAUCUACUACCAACCCCAGGACAAGUUCAACAUACAUGGGUUCAACAAGCAGUCAUGGUGGCCCAGUUGGCUCUACCUCAGCUUUAUCAUUUUUACCUAUAAACCACUCUUCAAGCAAGACCACUCUGGAAACUUCCUCACCAUCUAAGCAUUCUACUCUAAAGCCAUCCACAGGCUUUUCUUCCUCUGGCUUUACUUCUACUGCUAAGAUGGACACAAACCAGACCACACCAAGUUUCUAUACAUCAAUCAGUAAUUCUUCAUUUUCUCAGCCAGCCAGUGCUCCUGCAGGAAGUUCCAUCUGGAGUUCCACUCCCCUCCUCCCAGGUCACACCUCUGCCCUGUCUGUUACUAGCCCUUCCUCACCAUCUACAUCUUCCUCAGGCUUCUCAGAGAAGGCCGGAACCUCAGGAGUGACCACAACCUCUCCGAGCACAGUGACCUCUUCGCUCUCCUCAGCCUCCCAAGCUCCUCUGGCCUCCACUCCCAGCACACUCCAGGGCUCAACCCUCACACCCCCCUUGGGUCCUCAGCUCGAGCCAGGUGACUCUCUUUUCCCUUAUGGGACAAGGAAAGGAGACCAGCACUUUGUUAAGAGGACUGUGGACUUUACUUCAUGGCUCUUCAGGAUCAAGAUUGGCUUUCCCCUUGGCUCCUCUCUGUGGGAUUCCUUCUAUUUCACAGAUAAUGGCCAGAUCAUUUUCCCAGAGUCAGACAACCAGAUGUUCUCCUAUCCCAACCCACCCACAGGAGGGUUCACCAGCUGGGCCACUGUGGCCACUGUGGCUCCAUUCUGGGCUGACGCUGAUUUCUCUGGCAGCAGUGGGACCAUCUUUUACCAGGAAUAUGAGACACUCUACAAUGAAGACAAUCCACUAGUCCGGCAGGUGGAAUCUAGGAUUAAAAAGUUUACAAAUUACUGGAGCUACAAAGCCAAGUGGACCCUAAAGGUCACAUGGGUCAAUGUCUCUGCCUACCCUGUUCAGCAGACCUCUGGGACCAACACCUACCAAGCCAUCCUCUCCACGGACGGCAGCAGAUCCUAUGCCCUAUUUCUGUACCAGAGCACUGGGAUGCAGUGGGACGUGGCUCAGCAGCAGGGCAACCCUGUCCUCAUGGGCUUCUCCAGUGGAGACGGCUACUUUGAGGACAGCCCACUGAUGUCCAGGCCACUGAGGGAGAGGUAUCGUCCAGACCAGUUCCUGGAUCCCAAAUUAGGCAUCCGGGGGCUUCAGAUUUACAGGUUGCACAGGGAGGUGAAGCCCAACUUCCGCCUCAGGUGCCUGCAGCGACUGAGCAGCAUGCAGCCCCGCUGGACCCUGAGCCCGAUCUUCUGUCCUUGCUCCUGGCAACAGGGGAGAUGGGAUUUGCGGUUCCAGCCCAUGGGCACAGGCAGGCGGAGUCCCCACAGCCAGCACUUGCUGUGCAGCUUCUCUUCCUGGCGCGGUGGUGUGUGCUGCAGCUACGGGCCCUGGGGGGAGUUUCGGGAAGGCUGGAGCGUGCAGAGCCCGGAGCUGCUCGACCAGGAACUAGAGACACAGAACUGGUGCUGCCGCUGGAAUGACAAGCCCUCCUUCUGUGCCCAGUACCGUGAGCAGUGGCCCCGCGUUGGCUGCACUACCUAUAGGCCCCCUCGGCCUGCAUGGACCUUUGGGGACCCCCACAUCUUCACCUUGGAUGGUGCCAAUUUCACCUUCAAUGGGCUGGGGGACUUCCUGCUGGUCCGGGCCCAGGACAGCAAAUCCUCCUUCCUGCUCCAGGGCCGCACGACCCAGACUGGCUCUGCCAAGGCCACUAACUUCAUUGCCUUCGCUGCUCAGUACCAGGCCCAUAGCCUGGACCCCAUCACAGUCCAGUUUCUCCUCAGGCCCAAUGACAUGGUGGAUGUUCUGCACAACAACCGGACUGUGACAUUUGAGGCCAGCUGGGAAGAUGCCAAAGGCAUGGAAACGUUCAAUGCCACUGGAGUCCUGCUGACCCGCAAUGGCUCCCUGGUCUCAGCCAACUUUGACGGUACCGUGACCAUGUCGGUGACUGCAGUCUCCAACAUCCUGCAUGCCUCAGUCAGCCUCUCAGAGGGGUACCAGAACCGCACUGAGGGCCUCCUGGGACUCUGGAACAACAACCCACAAGAUGACUUCAGGAUGCCCAAUGGCUCCUCUGUUCCCCAUAACAGCACAGAGCAGACGCUUUUCCACUAUGGGAUGACCUGGGCCCUCAAUGGAACACCACUCUUCGGCAUGAGAAGUGACCCGCUGCCUUCCAACUUCACCCCGGUCUUCCUUUCUCAACUGAACAUCUCCCUGGCCUCCGAGUGUGAAGGGAACAUACAAUGCAUGUACGACACGAUGGCUACCGGAAAUGCCAGUGUGGGCCUGCACACCAAGGGGCUCUUCAGAGAGUACCAGCGGAUGAAUGCCACCCUCAGUCAGUUCCCGCCCUCCAUUAGUGGCUGCCAUGUGCUUGAAGCCUACAAGGGCCAGCCCUCCCAGUGUCAGUGCACCAGCUCCUCUGCCGUCACCUUCAGACUCCCAAGGCCCCUCACCUCCUUCCAGCUCUUCGAGAAUGGGACUUUGCUGUGGACCCCAAAGUCGCCGAAGCCAGUCACCCUGGAGAUUCUAGCUCAAGACGCUGAGACUGGCUUGUGGUCUGUCCUCCAGCCCAAGACAGUGGCUUGCUUUUGCAAUGAAAGCAGCCAAUGUCUGUACAAUGAGACCCGUCGGGUGGGCAACUCGUCCCUUGAGGAGGCCAGCUGCAAGUGCAACCAUGACACCUUUGGGCGCCUCUGUGAGCGCUUCAAGGAGCCCUGUGAUGAGCAGUGCUUCCCGAAUGUGCAGUGCACCCCAGGGAAGGGCUGUGGGGCCUGCCCCCCGCACAUGACCGGAGACGGGAAACACUGUACAGCCCUCUGUCAGAACCAGUCCUGCCCUGAGGAUUACUGCUACAACCACGGCCACUGCUACGUGUCCCAGGCCCAGGGCUGCCAGCCCGCUUGUACCUGUCCUGCGGCCUUCACAGACGCCCGCUGCUUCCUGGCAGGGAACACUUUCAUUCCCUCUAUUGUCAGAGAGCUUCCCGUGAGGGCCAUCCAGCUGCUGCUCCAUGAGAAAGAUGUGGACACCACCAAGGAAGAUGUGGACGCCUCGGUGGCCUACAGGCUGGAGCACCUGGACGUGUGGGCCUUUCUCCAGAACAGAGAAGUGAACCGCAGCCCAUCUGCCGCAGCUCUGCCCACCCGGCACUGGACGGUGAUCUCGGAGUUCAAGUACCGUCCCCAGGGCCCUGUCAUCCACUUUCUGAACCAUCAGCUCCUCGAGGCAGUGGUCAGUGCCUUCCUCCCCCAGACUCGGGGUGUGAAACAGGGAAGGAGUCGAGAGGCCCGGAAGAACGUGAACUUCCAGCCCAUCAGCAGGGAAGAUGUGACUGACUACGGGCCUCUGUUGAACAUGGGCAACCUGAGCUUGUAUUUCAAAUGCAAUGGUUACAAGGGCUACCGCCUAACUUACAACCCCGAGGAUGGUGUCACCUGCGUGUCCCCCUGCAAAGAAGGCUACUGUCAAAAUGGAGGCCAGUGCCAGCACCUGCCUGAUGGACCGCGCUGCAGCUGCCUGUCCUCCUACAUCUACACAUCGUGGGGUGAGCGCUGUGAGCAGCUGAGCUUGAAACUCAACGCGUUCUUUGGGAUCCUUUUUGGGUCCCUGUGUGCCCUCUUGCUGCUGGGGGUCAUUGUCUGGGUGGCCCUGCGCCUAUGGGGGCCAUCCAGGCCCAGGUUCUCCUACCCUCUUCCCUCAGAGAACUGAGCCCUCGCCCAGGUGGCAGCUGUGCCGAGGAGGCCUGGUAGGCCCUGACUUUCCUGCACACUCGAGCACCAUUGCUUCGGGGACACUGGAUUGGGAGGGAAUGAAGGUGACCCAGGGCUCUGCAGGGAGAAGGGAUGACAGAGGACUUCUGACUGGUGUCCUACAGUGUUAGAGCCAAGCACAUAGCAAGAGCCAUGAAGGCUCAACCCACCAAUGAGUGGGUUCUCACCCAGCGCACGCCUGUGCGGGAACACGUGCAUGCCAGCUACAUAAACACACAAGAGAGUUGUUCUAGUUUAACCAAAAUGCAUUCACACAUAAAACUCUGGUUCACUUCUGAUUAAAGUUUUUUUAAAUAAAGUGCCUCUAAAAA